Messenger RNA from Pelagomonas calceolata, 4442 nucleotides. The record is from the annotation of a GenBank genome assembly. Lineage: Eukaryota; Pelagophyceae; Pelagomonadales; Pelagomonadaceae.
GUUGGGCUUGAGUUUUGAAAGUUGCGGGCUGACAAGUGCACUACGGAGGUAGCAGGCCGGUCCGGAAGGCUCAGUACUACCGUCGCAGCGACCAGCACAAAGCGGUUCGAACCGAAACGACUGGGUAGCGGCUAUAAAGCAAAGAGCGCGCCAGCCAGCAAAGAGCGCGCAGCACAUAUGCGCCAGAGCCCGCGCACGGUCGCCAGCGAUCCCGACAUGGCCGACGACGUGCACGCAGCGCUCACCAAAGCGCUGGCAACAGGCACGCCCGCGCGCGUGUUUCGGCGCGGCGUCGCGUCCGCCGCCGCGUGCGAAGCCGCGGCGAAGGCUGUGGAGCGGGCGACGGGCACGCCCUGUUCCGUGGAGAUCGAGCACUGCUUCAAUAUUACGUCCACGGCGCUGGGCGACGAUGCUAAUGAAGCCGCUUCAGCAUUACGAUGGCUCUUGGCCGAGACGUUCGCCCCAGAGGACUUAAGGGCCUCCUCUCCUUCGUGUACCGUGGAGGUGGGCCCGCGGCCGGCCUUUGCGUCGGCCUGGUCUUCUACUGCUGUACUUGUAGCGGAAGCCUGCGGCGCGAAGGGUCUGCAGCGCGUCGAGAGAUCUAGAAGGUACUUCAUUACUCCUGCCGUCGACGCCAAGAAAGCCUCCGAAGCGUUACAUGACCGCAUGACGGAGUGCGUCUACGACGGCACGGCGCCGUUCUUCGACCUGAAGACGGAACCGCCUUCGAAGAUUGGCACAGUCUCGUUAAUUGCAGGCGGCGUCGAGGCGCUGAAGAAGGUUAAUAGUGAACGAGGUUUGGGCUUCGACGCCUUCGACGUGGCCUACUACGCCCAAUUGUUCUCAGAAAAAUUAGGCCGAGAUCCGACGGACGUCGAGCUCUACGACAUGAGUCAGUCGAAUUCUGAACACAGUAGGCACUGGUUCUUCUCGGGGCGGCAGGUCGUCGACGGCGUCGAGAAGGACCAGUCCUUGUUCCGGCUGGUGAAGGCUACGUUGUCGAAAGCUCGCGAGAAGGCUCAGUCACUAGGAAGGGAGGACUCGUCGGUGGUCGCGUUCUCGGACAAUUCCUCGGUCAUCAAAGGUGGGACUUGCCGUGUGCUCGUGCCCGAGGACGCGGCGAAGGCGGACGACGAUGCGACGCAUGUGGGCUAUGGUGCGGCUCCGCUCGUCGAGCGAACUAGGACCUUACACGCUUUGCUGACCGCAGAGACGCACAACUUCCCGUGUGCUGUCGCGCCGUUCCCUGGGGCCGAAACGGGAGCCGGCGGGCGGUUACGGGACGUCCAGGCCACCGGUCGCGGCGCGCACGCGUGUGCUGGGGUCGCCGGUUACUGCGUCGGCAAUUUACACUUGCCCGACCAUGCCAUAGCGGGAGAAGAAUGCACCGCUUCCCUACCGUAUCCGGGCCACCUCGCGACACCUAGUACAAUUCUGAAAGACGCGUCCGACGGCGCCUCCGACUACGGCAACAAGUUCGGCGAGCCUUUAGUGUUGGGCUACUGUCGGUCCCUAGGAUUACCAGAUGACGGCACGGGUAAGCGAGUGGAGUGGCUCAAGCCCGUCAUGUUCUCGGCUGGAGCUGGAUGGUUAGAUUCCAGACACUGCCUCAAGAACAAGGCCGAGAAAGGCAUGCUCGUGGCCAAGGUCGGCGGUCCGGCCUACCGCAUCGGCAUGGGCGGCGGCGCCGCCUCCUCCAGAGUUGCGUCCGACGGCAACUCGGCGUUGGACUUUGAUGCGGUGCAGCGCGGCGACGCGCAGAUGUUGAACAGGAUGAAUCGCGUCGUGCGGGCUUGCGUCGAGAGAGGUAACGCGAACCCCAUCAUCAGCAUCCACGACCAGGGCUGCGGCGGCAACGGCAACGUUUUGAAGGAGAUCGUCGAGACCUGUGUGGAAAUCCUGAGAAUUAUUCGCGUCUCGCGAUCUCGGCACCGCGGCCAUGUUUUCGGCUCAAACUCGGACACGACGUUCCUCUGAUACACUCGACCGACUGGAGCGAGCCACACCUCACGCACACCCCGAGAUAUCCCGAAUUGAAGGGCGCUUGAACUUUGAUGUCCACACAGGUCGAAACCGAGGGCGCGACGUAUCACCUCUCGAAGUUCACGCUUGGGGAUCCCACGCUCACGGCUACGGAGCUGUGGGGCGCCGAGUACCAGGAGUCGAACGCCAUUUUGGUGGAUAAAGGUGAUAGGGAGCUGUUGGAGAGGAUGGCUUCUAGGGAGCGGUGUCAUGUGGAUUUUGUGGGUGAGGUCUCAGGUGACGGCAUCGUUAAAGUAAUAGAUGACCGCUUUGCCGAUCCGCAAGUCGUCAGUGAGUUGCCUCUGUCUCUCGUUUUAGCUGAUAUGCCCAAGAAGGUCUUUUCUUCUGUUACGCCUGCGCCGGCGUUUACUCCCCUCAAAAUACCUGCGUCGUUGACGUGUCGGGAGGCUACUCGUAAGGUGUUAGGAUUGCCCUCCGUGUGCUCCAAGCGGUUCUUGGUGCACAAGGUCGAUCGGUCAGUGACUGGAUUGGUGGCCCAACAGCAGUGCGUCGGUCCGUAUCAACUACCGCUGUCGAACUGCGCCGUGUUGGCUAGAUCACAUUUAUCGACGGAAGGCGUCGCCAUUGCUGUUGGGGAGGCGCCGCAGUUAUCUGCCUUGUCACCGUCAAGGAUGGCCAAGCGCUGCGUCUGCGAGAUGCUGACUAACUUGUGUUGGGCGUCCGUACAGCAUCGGAACGACGUCCGGUUGUCGGCGAACUGGAUGUGGGCCGCGAAGCUGGACGGGGAAGGUGCGCGCAUGUACGAGGCCUGCGAAGCGUUGUGUGACGCUCUGAUAAUCACGGGCACGGCGGUCGACGGCGGCAAGGACUCGCUGAGCAUGGCCGCCGCUGAUGGGAAAGGUGGUGUGUGUCGAUCACCGGGAGCAUUAACACUAACGGCGUACGCGACCUGUACGGAUAUUACGGCCACGAUCACGCCGGAUUUGAAGCGAGGUGGCGGCGGUCUGGUCUUCGUCGAUCUUGGAAGUAGUGCCUUGGGCGGCUCGGCUUUGGCCCAAGCGCUGGGUCAGCUAGGCAGCGAAGCGCCUGAUUCUGAUGUUGAGAGUACUACAAAAGCUUUUGAUAUUGUACAAACAUUAAUCAGAGAUGAAUUGAUUGUCGCGGGCCACGACCGCUCGGACGGUGGUCUAGUCACUACAUUACUGGAAAUGGCUUUUGCUGGUGGGUGUGGCAUCUCAUGCAGUUUCACUGGUAGCGAUUGGGCCUCCGUUUUAUUCAAUGAGGCGCCUGGUCUAGUCGUGCAGUGUGCAAAGGGUAAAGAGAAUGCCGUGUUACAAGCGUUUUCUGGAUUAAAAGCGGUCCAGUGCGGUUCCAUCGGAGAGGACUGCUCCAUUGCCGUAAAUGGAUCUGAGGUACUAAAAGCCCCGCUGCGCGAGCUGUGGAAAGAGUGGGAGAGCACUAGUUUUGCCAUGGAACGACUCCAAGGGAGAGAUGCAAAGUGUGUAGCCGCGGAAGAGGCUUCAUUAUCAGUACGCAAGCCACCGGUCUACCGAUUCGCCUUCGAUGCGUGGGUGGAACGACCUUUGUCCAGUAGGAAGCGCGUCGCGGUCAUCCGGUGCGAGGGGAGCAACGGCGACCGCGAGAUGUGCUCGGCGUUUCAUCUCGCGGGCUGCGAGCCCUGGGAUGUUGCGGUUGCUGACUUAGCUAGUGGGUCGUUGGAUCUCGACCGGUUCCGGGGCGUGGCCUUCGUCGGUGGGUUCUCCUUCGCGGAUACGCUCGAUUCAGCAAAAGGAUGGGCCGGGUCGAUCAAGUACCAUGCGACCUUGCGACCGUUGUUCGAGCGCUUCAAGGCUCGCAGUGAUACGUUUUCGCUGGGCGUGUGCAACGGCUGCCAGUUACUCGCUCUGCUCGGGUGGGUCCCUGGCGUGAAAGCGGAUGUGCCGGAACACCUGCCUCGCUUCGUGCACAAUGCGUCGCGGAAGUUCGAGAGCCGGUGGUCCUCGGUCACUAUUCUCGACAGUCCUUCCGUAUUGUUGAAGGGCAUGGCCGGUUCUUCCUUAGGAGUGUGGAUCGCGCACGGCGAGGGCCGCGCCUACUUUCCCGACGAUUCUCAUCGGCAACUAGUUGAGUCGAAGAAUCUGGCGCCGAUCCGCUACGCCGACGAUAGCGGCAAGGCCACGGACGCAUACCCGUUUUGCCCGAACGGCGCGGCGUUAGGCGCGGCCGCUUUAUGCUCGCCGUGCGGCCGCCACCUCGCCAUGAUGCCUCAUCCAGAAAGAUGCGUGCUGCCCUGGCAGUGGCCCUACCUGCCGCCGGACCAACCGAAGUUUGCUCAGAGAUCGCCGUGGCGGAAGCUCUUCGAGAACGCGGCGGCGUUCCUCGAGGACUAGUGCUCGUCUAUCCCUCUCCCCCUCGUAACGAGCUUCUAUUUAGUCGGGAUAUACAUACAGGGGGAUUCC